AGGAUCGUAAACUCUUUGUGGGCAUGCUCAGUAAGCAGCAAACAGAAGAAGACGUUCGACAAUUAUUUCAACCUUAUGGAACAAUAGAUGAGUGUACCAUCCUCCGGGGACCUGAUGGCCAGAGUAAAGGCUGUGCAUUUGUGAAGUUUGGCUCUCAUUCAGAAGCACAAGCAGCCAUCAACGGACUUCACGGUAGCCAAACCAUGCCAGGUGCGUCGUCUAGUCUGGUUGUUAAAUUCGCAGACACGGAAAAGGAACGUCAGAUGAGACGGAUGCAGCAAAUGGUGGGAAAUAUGGGCCUCGUCAGUCCGUUCGUAUUGAGCCAGUUUGGUGCGUAUAGUGCCUAUGCACAGGCACUGGUUGUUGUUUGUGGUACCUUCUAUUUAGAACCUAGGAUUCUGAUGAUCUCUUUCCCAUUAGUUACUAAUCAACAUUCUUCACAUCCAGGAGCUCAGUCUGUCAAUGGCACCAUCCCAAACAUUCCUUCCCCUACCUUGCCUACUUCAACCAUACCUCAAGCUAAUGGCCAGACAGGUGAAGUGUAUGCAAAUGGAAUGCUUCAUUAUCCCCGUAAGUUUUUUUUAUCUCUUUCAGCUCAAGCAUUACCAAAUGGCGAAGCGCUCCAACCUUCUGCUUAUCCGAGUUUACAUGCUUAUCCGGGAAUCGCCGCCGCAUAUCCUGCAGGGUACGGGCAGUUUGCUCAAGCACUGACCCAACAGCCAACACUUAUUCCCCAGUCUCAAAGGGAAGGGCCAGAAGGAUGUAACUUGUUUAUCUACCAUUUGCCACAGGAAUUCGGCGAUGCUGAACUCAUGCAGAUGUUCUUGCCUUUCGGAAAUGUCAUUAGUGCUAAAGUUUUCAUUGAUCGUGCGACCAAUCAAAGCAAGUGCUUUGGCUUUGUAAGCUUUGAUAACCCUACAAGCGCCCAAACCGCGAUCCAGGCCAUGAAUGGAUUCCAGAUUGGAAUGAAACGCUUAAAAGUUCAGCUAAAGCGGCCAAAAGACACCAACAGACCAUAUUAAUACUGAGGCCAAUUCUUAUUUUAUGGAAAUUCAAGUUGCCAAGAGCGAGAAGAAGAUGAAACUCCGUUGCUGGGCUGGAAUCACGUGAUCUUCUUGUAUCUUCUCCUUUCCAUCAAUGGUUACAGUCCGUGAUGUGGACCUGUAAUUUUUUCUCAUAAACUCAGAAAGCCUAGGAAGUGGGCUCAAAUAUGAAUUAUAUAUACACAUAUAUAUGUGAAUAUAUAUAUAUAUAUAAAUGACUCACUACAGAAAUAGAUUUGCCACUGUAAUUUAAAAAAAAAAAAAG
Molecule: messenger RNA, 1308 nt
Organism: Limulus polyphemus (Atlantic horseshoe crab)
Lineage: Eukaryota; Metazoa; Arthropoda; Merostomata; Xiphosura; Limulidae
Product: CUGBP Elav-like family member 4
Exons: 10
Biological process (GO): regulation of alternative mRNA splicing, via spliceosome; mRNA splice site recognition
Cellular component (GO): nucleus; cytoplasm; ribonucleoprotein complex
Molecular function (GO): mRNA binding
Source: RefSeq, a predicted model, not a curated record